Pectinophora gossypiella (pink bollworm) is the source of this 5432-nucleotide messenger RNA. It is a transcript of the gene PIG-O, whose product is annotated as GPI ethanolamine phosphate transferase 3. Gene Ontology annotation, biological process: GPI anchor biosynthetic process. Bases 117 to 2978 code for a protein of 953 amino acids. The transcript is spliced from 10 exons. The record is from RefSeq and is a predicted model, not a curated record. Gene Ontology annotation, molecular function: mannose-ethanolamine phosphotransferase activity. NCBI's taxonomy places the organism in Eukaryota, Metazoa, Arthropoda, Insecta, Lepidoptera, Gelechiidae. Gene Ontology annotation, cellular component: endoplasmic reticulum membrane.
AGUAAAAAAUUUACAGUAGGAAAAUGUUUUGCGGUCGGUCGUUAUUUUUCGCGUUUUCUAUAUAAAGAGAAAAAUCGAUGAUUUCUUGACAAAAACGCUAAGAAAGAUCGUCGAUCAUGAGAGAAAAAUGGAAUUUUAUUUUGUACCUAGUGUGGUUUUCUUAUUUAAUUUUAUCAGCUAUUCUUAUGUUCGGUCAUGGUUUCUUGUUGUCUCGAAAGACGUUGAGCGAUGUUUCAGAGUGCGUGCCACUGAAUAAGUUCAACUGUGAUGGUCGGGAAAUAGGAAAUUCAACGUAUUAUUCGAGUUGCACGAAUGAUGUGAAGAUUCGUCGUAUUUUGGCGAACCCUGGAGUGCCAGUGGUGUGCGCGCCUACUCGGCAUAGAGUUCUGUUUGUGCUGGUGGAUGCGCUGCGGUAUGAUUUUACGGACUACGAUGAGGGGCUGGAGAAACCAUUGCAUUAUCAGAACAAGCUGCCGGUGCUGCGGGAGACGCUGGCGCGCUGGCCGGAGCGCACCCGCUUGUUCCGGUUCAUGGCGGACCCGCCCACCACCACGCUGCAGCGCGUGAAGGCGCUCGUCACCGGAUCGCUCCCGACGUUCAUCGACGCCAGCUCCAAUUUCGCAGCAAUGGAGUUGCAGGAAGAUAAUAUCAUUGACCAGGUUACAAAAAGUGGUGGGCGUGCUGUCCUUUUAGGAGAUGACACAUGGUCCCGUUUGAUGCCUGGGAAGUGGUUGCGGUCACAUGCUCAGUACUCCUUCCACACAUGGGAUCUUGACACCGUUGACUUAGAAGUGGACUCGAAAAUUUAUGACGAAUUAAAGAAAGAUGAUUGGGACCUCCUUGUUGCACACUACUUGGGGGUUGACCACGCUGGGCACAGGUACGGUCCCAACCACCCUGAGAUGGCACGGAAACUCAACGAAACCAACAACAGACUACAAAAGAUACUGAAGAUAUUGCCUCCUGACGUACUACUGUAUGUAGUCGGUGACCAUGGAAUGACAGACUCUGACUCACAAGAAUGGAAAGAUUCAAGUGGUGACCACGGAGGGGAAAGCCGGGCAGAGAGAACAGCUGGACUGUUUGCGUACAGAGGGCUAGGUCUGGGAGGGAAUGAGGCAGACAUAGAAACAGGCAAGGAGGUACAGCAGACAGACCUGGCACCGACAGUGAGCGCAGCCCUAGGCAGGCCUCCGCCCGCGCCGUCGCUAGGCAACCUCCUCUUUCCAAUCCUGCCAGCUAUGCCGUCCACUGAAACACUUCUGCUUGUUACCAAUAAUUUGAAACAGAUAACAAACUACCUCGUGCGUUAUGGAGAAGAAUCUCAACAAAUUCCUCUGGAGAAGCUCGCUCAAUUAAUUAACGCUACUAGGGACCAACUUAGUAAAUCGUCGGGAGUACAGACACCUGAUGACCUCAACAACUAUGUAUCUGAAGUUAGAAUACUCAUUGACAAUAUACGCAGCGUUUUUCGUGAAGUUUGGGUAGAAUUCGAUUCCCUUUCCAUGCUUAGAGCAUUGUUGCUCCUUCUAUUGGCCAUCUUCUUUAACUGGCUGAUCACUGAAGGCCUUCCCAUGGAGCGUCUGCCAAGCGUUUUCGCCAGCUCCUUCGUUCCUACAGGAUAUAUAUCAAUGGCUGUAUGUGUAGGACUUUGUUAUACUGGUUAUUAUAUGGAGAUUAUUGAAGAUUUAGAACAUGCUGUAAUAUUAAGCACCGGUUUAGUGUCCGGCGCAGUGAUAUGUACAUUAAUAAUAAUGCAUUGGGAUGGUAUUAGUCAGAGGUGGUACGAAGGAAGAUCUCUAUUUUAUGAGCGGUUUUCGCGAGCGGCUCUUGUUGGCUCGGCCGCUGUGUUAGCAUCAAAUAGCUACGUUAUUGAAGAGGGUGCGGGUCUCUCGUAUCUGACUCUGACUGUGUUAGCACUUAUGGCGUGGAAUGUGGGGACAGUGAAGGCGUUAGUUAUAUGGGUGGGAUGCGGUAUUAUUCUGGGACUCUCGCGGCUGUAUAGGGGUUGUAGAGAAGAGCAAGGAGAUUGUUGGACUUCGGGGGGCGGGGUGAAUAGUGGGCAGGCUUCGAGACUGGCGCUAGUACUGGCUCUGGGGUCAAUGGCCGCGGUCGUGGCGGUAGCCAGACGGCAUAUUGGCUGGCGCGGGCAUGGUAUUGUGUUGGCUGGAUUGUUUGCUUGCGCGCAUUGGGCCGUUGGUUGGGGCUCGUUGGGUUCGCCUGCUCGUUCGCGACUGUUGGCUCGGGGCGCUUGGCUGGUGUUGGCGGCGAUGUUCGCCCUUCUUUGGCGGAAGGAUAGGAGCGGUCCGACGUUACCGCUGAUAGCGUGCGGCCUGCUGUUGUACAUAGCGAACACGCUGGUGCUCGGAGCCUCGUUUGCACCGGCGGCGGCGCUUGCGCUGGUGUCAGCGUUCCUGGCGCUCAACAUGGUGUCCUCCUUGAAGAGUGACGGAACAAUUAAAUUCUCAAUAUCAACUCGGUGCAGUUCAAGCGUGGCUUGCCUGUGGGCGUUACUAGCGUCUUACCAGUUCUACGGCAUGGGCCACCACGCGACACUGGGCCACGUGCGCUGGUCCCCCGCCUUCCACGCCGGAGACCCCCACUACUUACCAGACUCGCCAUUCAAUGUGGCCCCCUACGUCACCGGGUCUCUGGUGUUCCUUGAUCUCUUUGGCAUGCCGCUGAUGUUCGGCGCGGCGGUGCCGCUGCUGGUGCUAUGCGGCCGCUCGCAGCUGGGUGCGCGCACGCAGCUCGCCGCUGUCUUCACGCUGUGCCUCAAGUUCGCGCUCUGCUUCGUUGUCAGGGUGUUCGCGUGCGCGAUAUCAGCAACAAUCCACUGCCGGCACCUGAUGAUCUGGGGCGUGUUCACCCCGAAGCUGCUGUUCGAGUGCGGCGCGUGCGCGGCCGCGCUGCUGGGCUGCGUGCUGGGCGCGGCGCUGGCGGCGCACCAGCUGCCCGCCGACCACCGCAGCAGUUGACACUGACGCAGUCACUGAUGGGGGCGCAGGGGGGAUGGAGGGGACAAAUUGUUUAGUUGAUGUUUUUAUUCGGUAUAUAGGCGGUCGCAUGAUAUAAGAAAACCAGGAAUGCUCGAUCCUAUGGCAAGCCGCCAUUGAUAGCCCUUUGAUGACGUAAGUGUUGCCAUUAAAAUGGUAUCUCCAACAUUGCAAGGAUGUAAAUUUUAUUAUUGAAAAUUAAAAUGAAUUUACUGACUAAUGUAUUUAAUUACUAUUACUUGUCUCAUAUAUAAAAAAAAUUGAACUGUAAAUAAAUAAUUUACUAAAAGUUCAAAAUUUCAUUGCAAAGUAAAUAUAAAAACAUUGGUCGUGGGUAAUUUAUUUAUUACGAAAUGGCAAUACAGGGCGGGAUGACGACAGCUGGGCUGACCUUGAAAUGUUAGCUGUCAGUUUCGAGCAUACCUGAUUUUCUUAUACCAUGGGCGGUCGAACGAAGCAGUCUGUGUUAUCAAGACAUAAUCUUAGAGUUUGCAAGGCUAGAGUGUAAUAAGUUGAUUGAGAGGCCUGUGGGACUCCAGGCCGUUUAUGUAUAAUUGCUGUUGGGUCAACUCAGCAGAGGACUGCAUGGCACAGACUGUCUACAUAGACGCGAUAUAUACCGCAAACUUCGAUCAUUCGAUCGACAAUGGUGCCAGUUUUGGCAGACACAAACUUAAUUAGUUUGACAGCUUUUAAACUAGUGCCGUCCUUCACUUACAAUAAGUACAAGAAAGAGAUGGAGCUAGUUUUAGUCCUGUCAAAUUAAGUUGACGGUUGCCCGAAUUGGCACCAUUCAGAGUUAAAAAAAAACACCUAUAAUUUUAGAAUUGACUAAUGUCAACUGUCUAGCUUCACAAAAUAUGACUCAUUUUAGAAGCUCGACGCUUAUUUAACUAGUUUACGAUUGAGUGCUUCCUCCAUUUUACUCUGGCUUGAUGUAAAUACUAUUGAAAAUCGACAAGUUUACCUUAUUCUUUAGUUUGAAUAAUAUUUUUCUCAUGUUUUGACGAAAUCUAAUGUUGAAAGGUCAGAUAGGUAGUCGCUUCUGUAAAAAAUCGGACCUGUCAAAGAUUCAGGUUAGGUAAGCGGACCCUGUGAAAAACAGGAUAAUGCUAGGGGGAUGAUGAUGAAAUCAAGUUUGUACAUCAAAAAUAGUUGUGAAAAACAGAAAAAAAAACUUGCUUCAAACCCAUUUUCCACGUAAGUGUUCCUUUAUCAUUGGUGUUUUGUAUGGAAAACUGUGAGGUAUGGGUACUUAAUUCAUCCUACGAUGGAUAUUCUCACUAGUUCGACGAUCGAACUUUUUUUUUUUCUCUUUUAUGUAUCCUGCUCAACACAGCAAUCUGUCAUCAUGGACAUUUAGCUGCUUCUUUGUUUGGUUUCUCCUGUAUUUGGUCUUUGUAACUGUGAGAAAUGAUCCACUGAUCGGUCUCACUUUUCAGCAGGAAAUCUGUUUAUUAAAGAUGAAACACUGUUUCUCUUAAGUCUUGUGUAAACAAUACUUCCGGACCCCGAUAAGUCAGCAGCCAGAGAGUUGACAUGACAAGUUAGUUUUUUCUGGUAGUUUUGGCUACGGGUAGCGGUUUCUUGCUUCACAGUUUGUAGCUUCAGAUCUUGCAGGAUGUAUUUAUUGUGGAUGCAUUUAGGGAUGCAAUGAGAAAAAUAAUUCUCAAUAGUUCGACGAUCGAACUAAUGAAUCGAACUAGUGAGAAUAAAGGGUACCUCUGACUACCCCAUUGGGAUAUACUGUGCUUAUGUUUAUGAUGCAUUUUGUGAGUAUAUAAGCUAAGUGUAAACUUGUCGAUUUACAAUGUCGCUUUGACGGACUGUUGAUAUUUUAGCGUUUUUUUAAAGUACAAGUGAGACUAGUGCGAAUGUUACAUAUUGUAAUUUGUUGUUCGCGAUGGAACGUUCAUAUUUGUGUUGUGAUUUACGGGUUUUGCUAUUGGUUGUGUAACUCGGUGUGAAGAGAUCUUAUACAUGCAUACUCAAUACACUAUACUCAAGUGGAUAUUUUGCUUUCAACGGUAUUUGCAUAAAGUACCGUUGCUUACUAUCGAUACAUGAAGGAAGACUAAUGGUUGUCGAUAGCUCGAUAGUCCUUGCAAUAAUUAGAAUAGUAUUGCUUUGUGACAAUAUUAUUGAUCUAAAUGAGCUAUUGGCAACCAUGGGCGUGAGGGUCAUGACCUGUCACGGAGGGACCGACAGGGUGACAGAGUGGGUCUUGGGUGGGCACUGCAAUUUUAUCUUAAUUCUGUACGGAGAUAGGUUGCCUGUGAACGGGUGGAUUCCCCCCCUCCAUCCUCUGACAACAAAAGCUGGAUCCGUUCCUGUCGACAACAGUAGACAUAGAGCAACACGGCUGACCACGGCAUUACAUUUCCACUAUGACGUAAACUAGGUUUUAUAUUUCCGCAUUCCAUUCAAGACUCCGUG